Venustampulla echinocandica is the source of this 3804-nucleotide messenger RNA. RefSeq lists its product as uncharacterized. Lineage: Eukaryota; Fungi; Ascomycota; Leotiomycetes; Helotiales; Pleuroascaceae. The transcript is spliced from 17 exons. The coding region runs from base 1 to 3804 and encodes 1267 amino acids. The record is from RefSeq and is a predicted model, not a curated record.
AUGACGAUUCAAACCGCCUCUAAUUCUGCCGUUGAAUAUCCUCUCGGAAACAAGGAAUUUCAGACGUUGGAAAGCUUGGAAACUCGAACCGACCUUAAAGCCGACCCCGUUUCCGGGAUCGACAUAAUUGAUAUACGUCACGAUGCCGCCGUGGUCAAUUUGAAGGACGAGAUUCUGGGUUCAUUAAGGCCUGAAAAUGGCCCAAAGACAUUGCCAACACUACUACUCUACGAUGAACGAGGUCUACAGUUGUUCGAGAAGAUCACCUACUUAGAGGAAUACUACCUCACCAACGCGGAAAUCGAUGUUCUACAGCGCUCUGCCGACAGCAUUGCAAAGGCCAUACCAUCAGGCUCCAUGGUUAUUGAGCUUGGUAGUGGUAACUUGCGGAAAGUAAGUAUCCUAUUACGAGCAUUAGAAGCUGCAGCCAAAAACAUCGAUUAUUAUGCGUUGGAUCUUUCGGUGAAAGAGCUGAAACGGACGUUGGAACAAGUUCCCAAUUUCAAAUGUGUCAAAUGCCAUGGCCUUCAUGGCACAUAUGAUGAUGGCCUCGACUGGCUGAAAACGCCAGAAAAUGCGUCGAGGACAAAGUGUGUUAUGUCUCUAGGAUCCAGUAUUGGUAACUUCCAUCGUAAUGAGGCCGCGGCAUUCCUAGGACGUUUCACAGAGACAUUGGGGCAAUUUGACUCCCUCCUGAUUGGAUUGGAUGCAACCGACAACCCUGCAAAGGUUUACGAUGCUUACAAUGAUCGUGAAGGAUUAACUCAUGAGUUUGUUCUCAAUGGGCUGCUCCAGGCAAAUGAAAUACUGGGAGAGGAAGUUUUCCGCCUAGAAGACUGGAAGGUGAUCGGGGAAUACGUUUAUGACCACCAGGGAGGCCGCCACCAAGCCUUCUAUUCUCCUAAUCGCAAUGUCCAAUACAAGGACAUCGUUAUCAAAGCUGGAGAGCGAAUCCAAGUCGAACAAAGCUUGAAAUACAGCCCCCAGGAAACCAUUCAGCUUUGGAAAGGCUCCAGGCUUCAAGAGGUUGAUCGAUGGUCAGCCACCUCUGAUGCUUAUAGUGUCCAUCUGCUAGCUAAGGAGCAAAUGGCGGCAUUUAACACCGACCCGGCCGUCUAUGCGGCAUCAGCCAUUCCAACGCUAGAGGAUUGGAAAGGGCUUUGGCAAGUCUGGGAUGUAGUUACCCAGCAGAUGAUCUCCGAUGAAGAGUUGCUAGAGAAGCCUAUCAAGCUGAGAAAUGCUUGCAUUUUCUAUCUGGGCCACAUCCCAACGUUCUUGGAUAUUCAACUCAACAAGGUCACCGAGGAGCCUCCUUGUGAACCAUCUGACUACCCCAAAAUAUUUGAGAGGGGAAUCGAUCCGGAUGUGGAUAAUCCAGAUCACUGUCAUUCCCACUCAGAAAUUCCCGAUGAGUGGCCACCUGUAGAUGAGAUUCUUGGGUAUCAGACGGCGGUGCGCGAGAAAGUAAAUAAGCUUUAUGGGUCAGGAGAUUUCCCCCGCGAUGUUGGUCGAGCUCUGUGGAUAGGGUUUGAGCAUGAGGUAAUGCAUCUGGAAACGCUUCUUUAUAUGCUCUUGCAUAGCGAUAAAACACGACCACCCACUCUGCAUACGCCCGAUUGGGAGAGGGAUGCGAAGCUAGCGGAGGCUGCUCGAGUACCGAAUGAGUGGUUCGACAUCCCAGAGCGGGGAAUUACCAUUGGCCUCGAGGACCCAGAAGACAAUUCAGGCGGGGACCACCAUUUUGGAUGGGAUAAUGAGAAGCCACCGCGGGAUGUUGUCGUACCAGCCUUCCAGGCCAAGGCUCGGCCAGUCACAAACGAAGAAUAUGCUCGUUACCUCGAGGAAACACACAAUCCAAAGGUUCCAGCCUCGUGGGCCGAGAACAAAACAAGCGCUGAUUAUACAAACGGUUAUACCAACGGCUACUCGAAUGGAUAUACCAACGGCGUGAACGUCAAUAACAAUGCAUCAACUCCCCUAACAAAAGCACUCCUAAAUGAAAAGUCGGUAAGAACAGUCUAUGGUCUAGUUCCACUAGAGCAUGCUUUAGAUUGGCCUGUGAUUGCUUCUUAUGAUGAACUUGCAGGCUGUGCGGCCUGGAUGGGGGGAAGGAUUCCGACAGCUGAGGAGGCGCGUUGUAUCUACAGCCAUGUUGAUGGGCUGAGACUCAAGGAAGCAGAACACCAGCUCAGUAAAACUGUUCCUGCAGUAAAUGGACAUCUAGUCAACGACGGAGUCGAAGAAACGCCCCCAUCACGUACUUCCGAAAGCGGUGGGAGCUCGCAAGAGCUUUUCACCAGUCUCGAGGGGUGCAAUGUAGGUUUUACGCAUUGGCAUCCUGUUGCCGUUACCGCAAAUGGCAACCGACUUUCAGGUCGGUCAGAUAUGGGCGGUGCUUGGGAAUGGACAAGUUCGGUGCUUGAGAAGCACGAAGGGUUUGAGCCUAUGCCACUUUAUCCAGCUUACACAGCUGAUUUCUUUGACGGCAAACAUAAUAUUAUCCUUGGUGGUUCUUGGGCUACUCAUCCGCGGAUUGCUGGACGUAAGACUUUCUUCACAGGUGCCUCUACUCUUUCAGAUCUGUCCAGGCACGUUUUCUUUCUCUUCUACGUUUCCAGAUCUGCCGAGGAACGUUCUUUCAACCAAUACGGAUACCUCGACCAUUUCUUUACAACUGUGCUGUCUUCGAAACUUGCUCAUGCUUCUAACUUACCUCACUUCGAAACCGAUUCCGAUAUGGUCCACAAGAUCGACCUCGAAAUCAACAUGGAUACUCCAGAAAAGGUCAUACGGCCUUUCAGAAAUAAUACCCUGUACAGGUGGGAAGGUGGUCAGAAUCUUGAGCAUCAUUGCGGAGUUUGUGCUAUACCUCUGAACCAUUCACGGGCGAAAAUGCGGUGUCUCGGGAAGCAUGUGGAACCUUGCCGCAAAUACCACCCAACCUUACAUUUUGUUGGUAGAGCGCAUGAAUGCUUCACUUGCCGUGUAGUGGAUGAGAUGCAUCACGCUAGGCACAAGGAAAUCCUCCAGCUGACAAGGAAGAUAAAUCACUUGGACAAGCUCGCUUCCGCUAUAUCUGACGACUCUGCGCGACGAACAUCUACCCCGAGUGGCACGGAUUCAAACUCUCCACCACGAGUCACAAAAAGACAAAGGAAGAAGUUGGGAAACGGAACAAAAGCAGAUCGGCUGAAAGUCGAGUCUUUCCCAAUGGUGGACUUGGAUUUCAUCAGUCGGGCUAUUCAUGGAGCAGUGCUUGAGACCAAGAGUGGUUGGGAGGGUGCUCACAAUGCCGACAAUGUAAUUAAUGCGGCAGAAAAUGGGGAACAGGCGGAGAUAAUGCAAGAUGGAGAUGCAGACUCUGAAGACGAGGAUGAUGAAGCGGAUGCACAAACGCCAAAAGCUCCAAGUCCCAAUCCCGCCAAGCUGAAUACCCCAAGGCAAAGAAAAGCGGCGAAGCUCCGACUUCAGGCAAAGCGAAACGGUAGCUCCCGCAAAUAUGUCGCUCCGACUACCAGGAGCAAGGUGGACAUCUACGACCGUGUCGACCCCUUGAUCUUACAGCGGCUUGGUGUCGAAGUGGCCCCUUCAGCAAUUAAAUAUAGAACGAGGAAGGAGCUGGUUGAUAAGCUGAUUGCUGCCAUCAAGGAAGACUUGGAGGUGUUGAGGAAGGAGGAGGAAGAGAAAGUGGUGAGAGAGCGUGGGUUCUGGACCUGGGCGGGAAAGCCGGCGUACGAGCUGAUGGCGGAAACGAGGGAGGAGAUUGAUUGGGCUACUGGACAGAGGAGGGGAGAUGCGGCGUGA